This is a messenger RNA of Larimichthys crocea (large yellow croaker), 2200 nucleotides long. Its product is annotated as NACHT, LRR and PYD domains-containing protein 12. The annotation marks the transcript as partial. Gene Ontology annotation, molecular function: protein binding. Lineage: Eukaryota; Metazoa; Chordata; Actinopteri; Sciaenidae. The record is from RefSeq and is a predicted model, not a curated record. The transcript has 5 exons.
UCAGCUCUGAAGUCCAACCCCUCCCAUCUGACAGAGCUGGACCUGAGCUACAACAAGCUGCAGGAUUCAGGAGUGAAGCUGCUGUGUGAUUUUCUGGAGAGUCCACACUGUAGACUGAAGACUCUGAGAUUGGAGGACUGCAGUUUGUCAGAGAUCAGCUGUGUUUCUCUGGCCUCAGCUCUGAAGUCCAACCCCUCCCAUCUGACAGAGCUGGACCUGAACUAUAAUGACCUGCAGGAUUCAGGAGUGAAGCUGCUGUGUGAUUUUCUGGAGAGUCCACACUGCAGACUGCAGACUCUCAGUUUGAGGAGCUGCAGUUUGACAGAGAUCAGCUGUGCUUCUCUGGCCUCAGCUCUGAAGUCCAACCCCUCCCAUCUGACAGAGCUGGAUCUGAGUGGAAACAUCGACCUGCAGGAUUCAGGAGUGAAGCUGCUGUGUGAUUUUCUGGAGAGUCCACACUGCAGACUGAAGACUCUGAGAUUGAGGCGCUGCAGUUUGUCAGAGAUCAGCUGUGCUUCUCUGGCCUCAGCUCUGAAGUCCAACCCCUCCCAUCUGACAGAGCUGGAUCUGGCUGACAACGACCUGCAGGAUUCAGCAGUGAAGCCUCUGUCUGAUCUUGUGGAGAGUCCACACUGCAGUUUGCAGACUCUGAGGUGGUGGCCCAUGUCACACCGUGAGUGACUAAGAGAGGGUCAGCUGAGUCCUGAUGAUCCAGAGAGGUUGAAGCAGCAGCAUCAGCUCUGACUGGGCCAUGUUACUGGGAGGUGGAGUGGAGAGGAGAGCUUCAUCCAGCAGAGACUGACGGAGGAAUCUAGUUCAUUACAACAGAUUGUUAAAACAGAAAACUUCUGAAUCUUAAUCACUAAUAAUGACACUGAACUAUAUGUAGUUUGUAUCUUCAUGUAAUGUCAGUGAUUAAAAUGUUCUGGUGUUAGUGUGUGAUCAAACACAAUAUUGACUUUUUACCAAAAUCCAACUUUAAUCAAUGUUUUUAUAUUAACAAUGAAUCAAAUGGCAAUGGGACAGGUUCAUAGAAACAAAUCCAGACAUAGUUCCGUUUUCUGCUUUAACAAUGGAAAUGUUUGUUAUAGUUUCUCACAUCGUGAUCGUUUGUAUUAAACAAAGCGACGCUCAUUUCCAAACAGGUCAUUUGAGGUUAAUGACGAGGCACCUCAAAUAAAACAGAUUUGUCUUGAUUUUUUCAUUUUAAUGUUAACAACAGAAGCUAACACAGAAGUCACAGAUUCACUGGUCUUACCACAUCGAGUCAUAUUCACUAAUAACUCGGUCCAAAGAAAAGAAACCACGAUUCAACCAUUAUGAAAAGCCAAUCUGUGUUAGCGCCUCAGGACUCCAGACUUCAGCAGUCCUGGUCCAAGGACACACUGGAGAACCUCCAAUCCUGUAUCCUGUUAUAAACAUUAGGAUUUAUACUGGGGUUAAGAUGUUUUAACUCAUAUAAUGUGUGUUUCCUGUUUUUUGCAUGUCUCGUGCACGUCCCUUAUCUGGACUGUGUUUUGCUGAGGAUGGCAGGGAGAGAUAAUUGUAGAUCAGUAGUUCAAGGACAGGAGAGACAAGGACGUGAGAAACAGGCCUGUGUGAAGUGUAAUUUUGAUACAUAAUUGUCACAAGUUGGGUUUUUGUUCUGUCUCGUCAUUUCCUGUUUUAUUUUGAUAUUUACCUGUCCUCUCGUUUCAGGUCACUUGUCCUUCCUCAUGUGUCCCCGCCCUGAUUGUUUCCACCUGUUCCCCAUUACCCUGUGUAUAUAUUGUCUGCGCCUCCCUUUGUCUUGUGCCAAAGUGCUUCGUCCUAUGAUUGAUCACCAAAGCCUUCUUUCGUGCCUGUCCACAGCCUUAGCCUUGUUGCUUGAGUGUUCCUUUGUUUUUUGCCUCGAUUGAGUGAUUUUUUUUUUGUUGUAAAUUUCUUAGUAUAGCCGUUUGUUUCAUUGAGCUUAGUUUACUUGUUUUUUCAUCCUCCCGAGGACAUUCAGUUAUGCAUAAUGUUUUGCAGCCUUUUGAUUUUCCUCCUUUUGUAAAUGAAUUUGAUUUAGUUAAUUUUUCAUAACGCAAUUUAGAGUUUUUUCCUCCCUUUGGAGUGACUUUUGGUUUUCCCUAGUUUUAGGCCUGUUUUAUAGCCUGCCUUAGCCUCACUGUCGAGGGUUUUUUGUUAUUCUAAAUAAAACAGCUCUCUGUCACCUCUG